This is a messenger RNA of Bursaphelenchus xylophilus (pine wood nematode), 1277 nucleotides long. The record is from the annotation of a GenBank genome assembly. Lineage: Eukaryota; Metazoa; Nematoda; Chromadorea; Rhabditida; Aphelenchoididae.
AUGACGCGGUUGUGGCUCUUCUUCCUUUUAUCUAUUCAAUAUGCCUUUCCAAUUGAAGUCGUAUACACGAAGAAAGGUAAUCUCAAUCUUACGAUCUAUUUGUUUUUCUAGGGAGCUCUGGAUUUACCAAACUGGACAGAAGAGAUAACAUUGCUCUUCAAAUGUCUUGUGGAUACAACAAAAACAUUGAGAAAUGGAGACUGGCAAUUGAAGGGGGAGAUCUGGUGAACCGAGGAGACGUUCCCUAUGCCGUUGCAAUUACUCGAGAGACUAGGCAGUGAGUGGUAAACCAACAAGUACCAUUCCUUUGAUGCCAAACUUGUGAUAAGUGCCCAAUUUCAGUCCCGCAGCCCGUUGUGGGGCUGUGGUAAUCAGUAAACGACAUAUUCUGACCGCUACCCAUUGCUUCUUCAAUUAUUUUGAGAAUAAAAUCCCUUGCGAGUAGGUUGUGACAUUUGUCAUCAUCCUUACCAAUAUCAUCAUAUCUUUUUCAGAAAACGUCCAACUCUACUCAAAGACGUUGAUAGACUUGUAAUUGCUUUUGGUGGUGUAUGUCUGCGAUCUGACAGGAACUGUGAUUCCCGGGAUAUGCGACUGGUGGCCAUAAAGAACGUGGCGUAUAUGCCUCAAUUCCAUAAUCAAAACUGCACAAAAGGAGGGGACAUUGCUGUUGUGGAAGUGGAAGAGGACUUCGAGGCAUGUGGAGAAGGUCUACAUUAGUUUUUGUUUCAGUUUGGUGCUUUCCUUCAGCCAGCAUGUCUGUUUACCGAAAAGAAAAAUAAUCUGGAAAAGAGGCUGAACAAAAUGAAGAAUGUCUUCAGCUGUGGAUGGGGAAAUGAUCGUAAGUUCCCUAAGGCAAGCGCUUAUUUCUCCAAUUCUUUCAGAUGGCCAUUCCUCUGCCCGUCUACAAUAUAUUCACUCCAAAUAUGGCACAAUGAAAUACGGUUCCGAUGACGUCAUCUACUUUGUACCAAAGGAUACGAAAAAUGAUCGGAUUUGCAGUGUAAGUUAACUCAAAAGCAUUGUGGAUGUUUAUGUGACUGGCUGCGGUGUUUCUGAUUUAAUUUUACUUUUUUCAGGGCGACAGCGGUUCCGGCAUCUUUGGCUACGAUGGCGGAAUUGGCCGUGAUGUUUUGCUCGGGGUCCAUUCCCAUGGACAAGGGUGCGAUGAUCCUAUCAACCCCGCAGAAAAUUACUAUUACGUAACUUCGAUCAUCCCCCAUGUGAAAGCAAUCUGCAAACUGACCGGAGUUUGCCCUCCGGGCGUUAUCCCGUAA